Melanotaenia boesemani (Boeseman's rainbowfish) is the source of this 2131-nucleotide messenger RNA. It is a transcript of the gene hgfac, whose product is annotated as hepatocyte growth factor activator. Gene Ontology annotation, cellular component: extracellular region. NCBI's taxonomy places the organism in Eukaryota, Metazoa, Chordata, Actinopteri, Atheriniformes, Melanotaeniidae. The record is from RefSeq and is a predicted model, not a curated record. Gene Ontology annotation, biological process: blood coagulation; zymogen activation. Bases 221 to 1996 code for a protein of 591 amino acids. Gene Ontology annotation, molecular function: serine-type endopeptidase activity; calcium ion binding. The transcript has 14 exons.
GGGAUAUAUGGGAUGCCUCGGAGUGAGACAAGCCUAAUGACGCAACGGGUUUACUCAAUACAGCCUGAAAUUUUGAGGGACAGGAUAAUACUUGCAGGGUUUCCCACGUUUCCUAUGACCAAAACCAGUCAGCGGACUCUGAAACUGACAGAUAUAACGUGAUAGCCUGUCGAGGAGAUUAGCCUCUCCGGACAUAAAGGAUCAACAGAUAUAAACUUUAAUGAUGGCAUACUUCACGUUGCUCUUUCUGUCAUCUGUUUUCAAUGCAAUAGCGCCAACAGUAUCUGGUUAUGAAGCAGUGGUCUCCCUUAAGCCGCAAAAGGAGAGUCAAAAAGUUUUUACAAUAACUGGCAAAGAAUGUAAGUUCCCAUUUCGUCAGGGUGGAAGGAUUCAUCACCACUGCAUUGUCAGGAUGACCUCAAGACCAUGGUGUUCUCUGACACAUAACUUUGAUCGGGACAGGAAGUGGGGCUUUUGUGCUCCAGGGAAAAGACAACUAAAUGCUCCGUGCCUGGUGAAUCCAUGUCAGAAUGGAGGCGUCUGCACACCCAUCCCACAGAUACACUCCUUUGAGUGCACCUGCCCGAAGAACUUCACUGGGAGACUGUGUGAACAACGGAAAUGCUAUGAAAACAUACACCUGCGCUUUUAUGACAACGGAGAGUCUUGGGGACGAAUUCACCUUCGUAACGUGGAACAGUGCACAUGUGUUUCAGGGGAAAUCAAGUGUGAAAGAGUCCACUACACAAUGUGCCACUCAAACCCUUGUCAGAAUGAUGGCACAUGUCGGCUGAUCACAUCCACGGGAGAGGAAGUCUGUCACUGCAGAAAUGCCUACAGUGGACCUCGGUGUAGCCUUGAGCCAGAGACAGAGUGCUACAUCGGCAGGGGCACAGGUUACAGAGGAGUGGUGGGCACCACGGUGUCCGGCGCCCAGUGUCUGCCAUGGAACUCUGAUCUGCUCUUUGAUGAGCUCCAUGUGGGCACGGUGGCAGCUUCUGCCCUCAGGGGACUCGGGGAGCAUGCAUACUGCAGAAACCCAGAUGGGGACAAGAAGCCAUGGUGCUACACAGUAAAUAACAGCGCCAUCUCCUGGGAGUACUGUGACGUCCCCUCUUGUGUGAUGCAUUUGUCUUCUUCUAGAAGAGUGAUCUCUAUCAAUUUCCUGCCCAAAAUUACGACACCAACCCCUCCCAAGUCAGGCAGAAGUCCUGUGUGUGGGACAAAGCACAAGAAGAGAGUCUCCUUCCCCAUGCCUCGGAUACUGGGCGGAACCACAGCUCUGCCAGGUACUCAUCCAUGGAUGGCCGGCCUUUACAUUGGACAGUCAGACUUCUGCGGCGGCAGUCUGAUCUCUUCUUGCUGGGUCAUCUCAGCGGCACACUGCUUCCUCACCAACCCUCUGAAUUCUCAAAUUCGCGUGGUGCUUGGCCAGCAGAACUUCAAUGACACCGGACCCAACACCAGAACAUUUGAAGUGGAGCGCUACAUCUUUCCAGAUCACUUCUCGGUGUUUAAUCCAACACUACAUGACAUCGUUCUGAUCAAACUAAAGAAGCAGGAUAGGCGGUGUGUGAGGAAAACGCCGUUUAUCAGGCCCAUCUGCCUCCCAGAAAAAAACACGGUGUUCCCUGAUGGCUACUGCUGUGCUAUUAGUGGCUGGGGACGUAUGAAUGAGAAAGCACAGGGUUACUCUACUCUGCAGGAAGGAUAUGUGAGACUGAUUCCUCACAACAUCUGUAAGAAACCAGAAGUUUAUGGCAACCACGUCACCAGUGACAUGGUGUGUGCCGGGCUCAGGGGCUGUGUGGAUGCAUGCCAGGGUGACUCUGGGGGCCCACUGGCUUGUGUGAAGGAUGACGUCAGCUUCUUGUAUGGGAUCAUCAGCUGGGGAGAUGGUUGCGGCCACUCAAAUAAACCUGGAGUUUACACAAAAGUGGUGAAUUAUAUUGACUGGAUCAAUUCAAAGAUCAGACGAAAACCCAAGGUUUUGUGAAUGCAAAUUACCUGGACAUCAGCUGUACUGUAUGAGAUAUUGUUCAAUAUAUUAAUAUAUAUUUAACUUUUCUAUCAUUUUAGUUUUUUUGUAAGACAUGGCAGUUUUUGGAGUGUCUCUUUUUGUAACUGUGAA